AUGAAAAAUAGGAGAAGACAUGAAGAGAAGGAUAAAGAAAAAGGAGAAAAUUAUGGAAAGAAGGAAAAGGAAAAGUACGAGAGGAAGAGAAGAGGAAAAGAAUAGGGGAAAAUUAUGGGAAAAAGCAGAAAGAAAACAAAGGAAGAAAGAGAAAAGAAGGAAAAUGGAAGACGAAGAGAGAGAAAAAGGAAGAAGGAGGAAGAGAAGAGGAAAAAGAAUAGGAGAAAAUUAUGGGAAAAAAGCAGAAAGAAAACAAAGGAAGAAAGAGAAAAGAAGGAAAAUGGAAGACGAAGAGAGAGAAAAAGGAAGAAGGAGGAAGAGAAGAGGAAAAAGAAUAGGAGAAAAUUAUGGGAAAAAAGCAGAAAGAAAACAAAGGAAGAAAGAGAAAAGAAGGAAAAUGGAAGACGAAGAGAGAGAAAAAGGAAGAAGGAGGAAGAGAAGAGGAAAAAGAAUAGGAGAAAAUUAUGGGAAAAAAGCAGAAAGAAAACAAAGGAAGAAAGAGAAAAGAAGGAAAAUGGAAGACGAAGAGAGAGAAAAAGGAAGAAGGAGGAAGAGAAGAGGAAAAAGAAUAGGAGAAAAUUAUGGGAAAAAAGCAGAAAGAAAACAAAGGAAGAAAGAGAAAAGAAGGAAAAUGGAAGACGAAGAGAGAGAAAAAGGAAGAAGGAGGAAGAGAAGAGGAAAAAGAAUAGGAGAAAAUUAUGGGAAAAAAGCAGAAAGAAAACAAAGGAAGAAAGAGAAAAGAAGGAAAAUGGAAGACGAAGAGAGAGAAAAAGGAAGAAGGAGGAAGAGAAGAGGAAAAAGAAUAGGAGAAAAUUAUGGGAAAAAAGCAGAAAGAAAACAAAGGAAGAAAGAGAAAAGAAGGAAAAUGGAAGACGAAGAGAGAGAAAAAGGAAGAAGGAGGAAGAGAAGAGGAAAAAGAAUAGGAGAAAAUUAUGGGAAAAAAGCAGAAAGAAAACAAAGGAAGAAAGAGAAAAGAAGGAAAAUGGAAGACGAAGAGAGAGAAAAAGGAAGAAGGAGGAAGAGAAGAGGAAAAAGAAUAGGAGAAAAUUAUGGGAAAAAAGCAGAAAGAAAACAAAGGAAGAAAGAGAAAAGAAGGAAAAUGGAAGACGAAGAGAGAGAAAAAGGAAGAAGGAGGAAGAGAAGAGGAAAAAGAAUAGGAGAAAAUUAUGGGAAAAAAGCAGAAAGAAAACAAAGGAAGAAAGAGAAAAGAAGGAAAAUGGAAGACGAAGAGAGAGAAAAAGGAAGAAGGAGGAAGAGAAGAGGAAAAAGAAUAGGAGAAAAUUAUGGGAAAAAAGCAGAAAGAAAACAAAGGAAGAAAGAGAAAAGAAGGAAAAUGGAAGACGAAGAGAGAGAAAAAGGAAGAAGGAGGAAGAGAAGAGGAAAAAGAAUAGGAGAAAAUUAUGGGAAAAAAGCAGAAAGAAAACAAAGGAAGAAAGAGAAAAGAAGGAAAAUGGAAGACGAAGAGAGAGAAAAAGGAAGAAGGAGGAAGAGAAGAGGAAAAAGAAUAGGAGAAAAUUAUGGGAAAAAAGCAGAAAGAAAACAAAGGAAGAAAGAGAAAAGAAG
This is a messenger RNA of Centruroides sculpturatus (bark scorpion), 1563 nucleotides long. RefSeq names its product golgin subfamily A member 6-like protein 22. The record is from RefSeq and is a predicted model, not a curated record. The transcript has a single exon. Lineage: Eukaryota; Metazoa; Arthropoda; Arachnida; Scorpiones; Buthidae. The annotation marks the transcript as partial.